Hippopotamus amphibius kiboko is the source of this 1038-nucleotide messenger RNA. RefSeq names its product olfactory receptor 51I2-like. Bases 1 to 1038 code for a protein of 345 amino acids. NCBI's taxonomy places the organism in Eukaryota, Metazoa, Chordata, Mammalia, Artiodactyla, Hippopotamidae. Gene Ontology annotation, cellular component: membrane. The record is from RefSeq and is a predicted model, not a curated record. Gene Ontology annotation, molecular function: G protein-coupled receptor activity; olfactory receptor activity. Gene Ontology annotation, biological process: G protein-coupled receptor signaling pathway. The transcript has a single exon.
AUGUUUCUGUCCUGUCAUAUUUUUCUACCCAGAUUGAAGAGGUCCCGUCUUUCUGAAGAACUCAUCUGUGCCUCAAGGAUGCCUUCCUGGUGCAUUGCCAAUAUCUCCUUCUUCCAGCCACCUGCUUUCCUGAUGAUUGGCAUCCCAGGGCUGGAGGCCGCUCAUGGCUGGAUCUCCAUCCCCUUCUCCUCCAUGUACAUGGCAGCCCUCACUGGAAACUGCCUGAUCCUCUUGGCUGUGAGGAGGACCCCCAGCCUGCACCAGCCCAUGUACUACUUCCUGUCCAUGCUGGCCCUCACCGACGUGGGCCUCACCUUGUCCUCAAUGCCCACCACCCUGGCUGUGCUCUGGUUUGACCAUCGGCUCAUUGGUUUCAAUGCCUGUCUGGUCCAGAUGUUCUUCCUCCACUUCUUCUCCGUGGUGGAGUCCUCAGUGCUCCUGGCCAUGUCCUUUGACCGCUUUGUAGCCAUCACCACUCCCCUUCACUAUGCCGCUGUCCUCACAAACAGUGUCAUCCUCAGGAUCGGGCUGGCCAUUGUCACUCGAGCCACGGUGUCCCUCUUCCCACUGCCCUUCUUACUGAAGAGACUGAACUUUUGCCCUGGCAAGAUCCUCCUGUCCCACUCAUUCUGUUUCCAUGCGGAUGUCAUGAAACGGGCCUGUGCUGACAUUACUGUCAACAUCGUUUAUGGGCUGUAUGUGGUUCUGUCCACGGUGGGUAUCGACUCCUUGCUUAUUGUGUUGUCCUAUACCCUUAUUCUUCAUACAGUGAUGGGCCUGGCUUCUCCCAGGGAGCGUGUUCGGGCCCUCAACACGUGUGUUUCUCAUAUUUUAGCUAUUCUGGUUUUCUUCAUCCCAGUCAUAGGUGUGUCCAUGAUCCACCGUUUUGGGAGGCACCUGCCCCCCAUUGUACAUGCCCUUGUUGCCUACGUGUACCUGGUGGUGCCCCCUGUGCUCAACCCCAUCAUCUACAGUGUCAAGUCCAAGCCCAUCAGGGAGGCCAUGCUCAGGGUGCUGAAGGAGAAGUGGAAAGGCUGA